AUGUCUGCUCCAGAAGAAUCGGCCGCACAGAGAUCUGCCCGUCUCCGUCGCGAACGUCGGGAGGCCAAGAUCAAAGAAGGGGGUACUGCGCGGUUGGACAAGAUCACCAGUAUGAGUGGACGGACGCCGGCGAGUGCCCGUGAAGAUGCGUCGCCGACCCCAGCACCACAGCCAACGAGCCUGACAUCCGCCCCCCGACCGGCACCGACCGUGACUCCUGCUACGGUCAUCCAGGAUCAGCAAUCACCGGAUGACCUCCAGGCGCAACAAGAGUACUUCCGGGCGCUUCUCCGACAAGCCGCCCCUGCGCAGGGACAACAGCAACAGCUGCAGGAGCAAGGAAUUGAGGACGAGGAUCCGGCCGUGAAAUUACUUCAUUCAAUUCUCGCAGGGAACGUACCGGGAUCAGAACAAGGAGGGGCAGGGGCAGGGGGUGCAGAAGGGCCAUCACAGGCCGAUCUGCUGUCUGCACUUGGUCUCCCACCGUUCUUGUCAAGUCUGGUUGGAGCAGCUACGCAGACUAAGUCGGAGACGGAGAAACAAGAGACAUGGGUGUGGAAAAUGGUUCAUGUGGCUUUUGCGCUGGUUAUGGCGGUCUAUGUUUUGGUCGUGAUCGGCACGUCGGUAGCAACCUAUGGCAGCUCCCCUCCACCGCCAGCGACGGCGCGAAAUCCAUUUGUGGUGUUUACGACAGGGGAGAUGGUGUUGAGUGGAGCACGGAUGGCACUCAAGAGCCGACGGGGUGCGAACGGAGGCAUAGGGGUGUGGGUAGAAAUGAUGCGAGAUGCGGUUCGGGAUGGAGCAUUGAUGGUGUUUGUGCUGGGGAUGGGGACAUGGUGGCAGGGGUGGUAA
Messenger RNA from Aspergillus chevalieri, 852 nucleotides. RefSeq lists its product as uncharacterized. The coding region runs from base 1 to 852 and encodes 283 amino acids. The record is from RefSeq and is a predicted model, not a curated record. The transcript is spliced from 2 exons. Gene Ontology annotation, biological process: retrograde vesicle-mediated transport, Golgi to endoplasmic reticulum. Lineage: Eukaryota; Fungi; Ascomycota; Eurotiomycetes; Eurotiales; Aspergillaceae.